Soboliphyme baturini is the source of this 720-nucleotide messenger RNA. Lineage: Eukaryota; Metazoa; Nematoda; Enoplea; Dioctophymatida; Soboliphymatidae. The record is from the annotation of a GenBank genome assembly.
CUGUUUUGUGAUUUCGAGUUUUUUAGGUUUCAGGAAGAAGCCCCAGUCCACGAGCGUCAGCGUCUGAAAGACAAUAGAGAGUUACUGCUGUGUCGGAUCGAUACUCUGAAAUGUCACAAGAAGAAGUUGAACGAGGAGAUCCGAAAAACUUCUGGUCGUCUGCGACAUCUGGAGUGUGAGUUGAAUUCCAUCAAGCCCGACUUCUUGUACCUUUAUCGCCGCAGAGAGCGGCUAACGAAAAUGCUGCAGAAUAAGGGUCUGUCGUCGAUGACCGUUCAGAACCUGCUGCAGAAUUUUUUCAACGCUGAUGACUACUUCAAGGGAUCGGCGUUGGUCUCAAACGGGUCACCCAAUUUUGCUGAUGGAGCCGCCACGCACACCUUCUCCCCUACGGAUUCUUCCUCGCUGAUUAUUACCGGCUGCUCCAAGCAAGAUUGCGUUAAUCUACUGACUGGCAAGUCAGAUGGCACGUUUCUGGUCCGGUCAUCAGAAAGUCGAAGCGGGUUCUACGCUUUGUCGGUAGUGUGCGGAGGAAAGAUACACAAUUGCCUGAUAGAGUGUAAAGAUGACAAAUACGGAUUCGCCGGAACCGACGCGUGGUUUCCGUCGCUAUACGAAUUCGUCUCCUAUUAUUCAUCGCAUUCCCUCAAAGACCACAAUUCUGAUCUGGACAUCCAGUUGUUAUAUCCGGUCAUGCCGCUUGCUUCCAAGUUACCUUAG